AUGGGAUUUUCUAAAAGUUAUUCUUUUAUAUUUGCAGGACUUUUAUUGGUAGCUAUUACUGUAGUUCUUAUUGCUGGUAAUAAUAGUAAAAUUGAUUUAGAAGAAGACUCUAUUACUAGGCUCAAAGAUAUUUAUUUUUUUUCAAAAGUAUCAUACUGUGAUGCUUAAUAAAUAAAUUCCUGGAGUUGUGGAAUAGCUUGUAUGAGACAUCAAAACAUGGCAAUAUCAUAAACUGUAACUACAGAACUUUAGGGUCAAGGAUACUGUGGUUUUGUCAAAGAUAGUUAGAAUAUUGUUAUUUCUUUUAGAGGAAGUGACAAUUUAAGAAAUUGGAUGAGUAACCUUAAUUGUAGAAAAUUUAACUAUUAGAAGUGUGACAAAUGUAAUGUACACGAAGGUAUCUAUAAUAUUUAUAGUAGUUUCUAAAAUAAGUUGACUGAGUGUGCAUUAAAUUUAAUAAAAUAAUAUCCUCAAGCUUCAAUUAUAAUCACUGGACAUUCUCUUGGUGGUGCUUUGGCUACUCUAUAAGCUGUUGAUAUAAAGACUUAAUAUCCAGACUAUUCAAUUGAGUUAGUGACUUUUGGUUCACCUAGAGUUGGAAAUUAAAAAUUUUCUGAUUAUGCUAAUAAUUUACUCAAAAAUAACUCUGUAAGAAUAACUAACAAAAAAGACGUUAUACCUCAUCUUCCAUUUAAAUUCUUUGAUUUUUACCACACAGGUUAGGAAAUGUGGAUUGUAGAUGAAAUAUCAUUUAAAACUGAUUGCAAACAAGGGGAAGAUUAAAAUUGCUCUGCUUCUGUUAAACCAAACUUAAGUAUAAAUGAUCACUUAUACUAUUUUGGUGUUUACUCUGGUUGCACUUUAGUUCGUGGAGAAAGUACCUAAGAAGAUGUUCAUAGUAUAUUAGAUUAUUUGAAGAGUUCCUGCCCUGUUCACUGA
Messenger RNA from Tetrahymena thermophila SB210, 939 nucleotides. Its product is annotated as lipase family protein. The transcript has a single exon. Lineage: Eukaryota; Ciliophora; Oligohymenophorea; Hymenostomatida; Tetrahymenidae. The record is from RefSeq and is a predicted model, not a curated record. Gene Ontology annotation, biological process: lipid metabolic process.